Ostrea edulis (European flat oyster) is the source of this 1841-nucleotide messenger RNA. Its product is annotated as F-box/WD repeat-containing protein 4-like. Gene Ontology annotation, molecular function: protein binding. The coding region runs from base 170 to 1378 and encodes 402 amino acids. Gene Ontology annotation, biological process: SCF-dependent proteasomal ubiquitin-dependent protein catabolic process. Gene Ontology annotation, cellular component: SCF ubiquitin ligase complex. The record is from RefSeq and is a predicted model, not a curated record. The transcript has 9 exons. Lineage: Eukaryota; Metazoa; Mollusca; Bivalvia; Ostreida; Ostreidae.
GCCUUCUUAGUUGUGUAAGCGUUUCUUUCAGACCCCAUCAACACCCGAAAAUUAUGUGAGAAUUUAACAUCGAUAAAUCGGAAUUUCACAAUAAUUCUACGAAGACUGAAGACUAAAAUGCAAAAUAUAGUUACUACAGAAAACAGAAUCUAUCAGACUCUCUUUUUAGAUGAUGAAUGGUACAGCAUAUCAAUCGGGUGAUGAGAAUUCGAUUAAGAUCAUCGUCAGCUUUUUAGAUCUUCCUGACGAUGUGUUGUUUUCAAUCUUUAGACGGCUGGACCUGACAUCCUUGUCUGUUUUAUGUCGGGUGUGUCACAAAUUGAACGAUUUGCUGAACAGUGAUUACACGUGGAUGUUCUUUGCAGAGAACUUCAACGUUCUACGCUCUAUUAACGAUAACGUAUUUUCCUUGAAAGAGAAGUGCAGGAUUUCUCAGAACAGGGAAAAUGGAACGUACUACGAAUCACUUCUUACUAAUUUUUCAGGAAGACAGUUGCCAUGGGUACAAUAUCAUGAUGGGAAGGUAUUAGUGUCAUCAAAGAAUGUGAUUCAGACCUUUAACCCAGUCAGAGGCAAGAGGUGGAAAGUCAACAAAACUAACAGUCUCUAUAAACUACAGAGGGAUGUAACCAAGUUUGUGAUAAAAGAAGAAAGGAUAGUCAGUGGAUGUCUGGAUGGCAGCAUCCAUGUAUGGGAGUCCAAUGGUGCCCACACUGUGGUGACGAAUGCUCAUUCUAUGGACACCCAGGCAGUGGAUUGUCACAAAAGCAUCGUGGUAUCAGGCUCAAGGGACGCAACUGUGAAGGUUUUUGGAUUACAAUCGGAUGGGCACAGUGGCAUCGCUGGGGUGGAGGAGAAAUGCUGUCUUCCUGUAGGGGAUAGAGUAUGGACUCUCUCCUUGUCGCCAUGUGGCAGUUUUUGUGCAUGUGGAACAGCAUUUUGUGAAGGAGAUGCACCUAUUUCUAUACUGGAUUUGAAUAAACAGUGUGCAGUUUGUACUUUGGGCAGUGAAUACAAGGUCGGUGCGGGAGUUCUUGACAUGCAGUAUGAGAAUGAACAUAUACUGCUGACAUGUGGCUAUGACACAUUUGUACGCAUGUGGGACCUCAGAAUCAAUAAAUGUGUCUGUGCUUGGGAGCAAAAGUUUGACUGUGCCUACUACUGCCUUCGAUCAGACGGUCACAGGAACAUCUUCGCUGGAACAUCUCGGCAUGGAUCGAUUGACCUCUGGGACAAACGACAUGCUAAAUCCCCUGUACAGGCCUUCUACAUAGGCUAUAAGAACAGCCCAGUGUACUCGCUGACCUUCGACAGCAACAGACUUUAUGCAGCUCUUGAUGUACAAGUCAAGUUUCUUGACUUCAGCAGAUAUAAGUAAAACUGUGAUAAAUCCUAUUGUAUCAUGUUACUGAUAGGAAUCGUACUUGUCUUUCUCUUGGCUCCAAAUGCUGAAAAAUUAGUAAUUAUUUAUUUUAUAAUCCAUAUAUUCCACUGAAAGUGUACUUCAAUGAAAAUGCACUGUCAGACUGUUAAUGAUGUUUGUCAGUAAAGGUUACAACUAUGAAACAUUUGAUUUCAUGUUUUACAUUAAAUAGUUUGUAGCCAUAUGGUUGGUUUUGAACACUAAAUUAUUUAAUGGCUCGAUAAAGCGUUACAUGUGAAAUAUUAUUUCACCAUCAAAAAAGUGAUACAGGCUUUCAAUUAUUUUAUAUGAAAUUUUGGUGUUUUUUUCCUUGGAAUAAUAAAAAUGAUGUUUUGUUUUCAAAUAAGAGAUUUUAAAAUCCAAAUUUUGCUAUGAUGUGUUGCACGAUAUAAAUAUUUAAUAAAAUAUGCCAAAAAGA